Molecule: messenger RNA, 489 nt
Organism: Rotaria sp. Silwood2
Lineage: Eukaryota; Metazoa; Rotifera; Eurotatoria; Philodinida; Philodinidae
Source: the annotation of a GenBank genome assembly
AUGUCUUCCUUUCUUGUUUUUUUAGCUAAAAUAUGUUCUCCACCGUGUAGCCCAUAUCAAGAAUGUGUAUCUGGUGUAUGUGUCGGACGGGGAGUAUUAUCGUUUACACUGACAUGGAAUAGACCAGGUGAUGGAGAUAUUGUUGUCACGAUCCCUAAUGGAAAAACAAUAAUGUACCCUGCAGGAAAACCCAGUAUCGAAACUAAUUAUGGUCAAUUAGAUAUCGAUGACAGAAGAGGGACAGGUCCGGAAAAUGUUUAUUGGAAUACCACAGAACCUGCUCGUGGUACCUAUUUCGUCUGUUUUCAACAGUUUAAGUUCAACCAAUUCGCCACUCCAGCUGAUCCAAUAACAGCUGUAGUUGAAGUGAAACAGGCCAGAAAAUUACUGCAAACAUUUAGAAAAACAUUCACACAACGUAUACCAGUUCCUUUACCAAAUAAUUGCCGAAGAACGUAUGAUACCUAUUUGGGAUCCAUUGUUUAUUAA